Molecule: messenger RNA, 6471 nt
Organism: Metopolophium dirhodum (rose-grain aphid)
Lineage: Eukaryota; Metazoa; Arthropoda; Insecta; Hemiptera; Aphididae
Gene: Asx
Product: polycomb protein Asx
Exons: 11
Coding region: 967-3327 (786 amino acids)
Biological process (GO): animal organ morphogenesis; positive regulation of transcription by RNA polymerase II
Cellular component (GO): PR-DUB complex
Molecular function (GO): chromatin binding; DNA binding
Source: RefSeq, a predicted model, not a curated record
ACGUUCUCACCGCCGUCGCGUUUCGUCUGUGACUACUGGCCCGUUCGCUGAUAACUCGCGUAGAUAAUAUUAUUAUUUUUUUUUUUUUCACUUCCAACAACGUAUAAUAUUGUAUUGUAUUAUAUUAUUAUUAUUAUUAUUAUUUAAAUAAUAAUAAAAUAUAUUAUUAUAAUAUUAUUCGCGCACAGUGAACUCGCACGCACGCACGCAUGCACGCACGCACCGUGGCCAGCGGUCUUGUAAUAUUGUGUGUUAAUUAGUUGAUAUUACGUUAUACGCGUCGUACUUCGACAAGGAGGAGACGAGACGGCAACGCGUCCGUUAACGAUAACGUACGUGAAUUACGCGCGCACGUAGUUGGUACGGCGUCGGACGAUCGACAUACAUAUUAAUAUAUUAUAAUCAAUAAAUAGUAAUUGGUUUUUUUUUCUCUCAGUUCUCUUGUUCUUGUGCGAUCAUCUGCUUUUACGUCUCAUCUUCCGCUCCGUCGAUCUCGACUCAUCACGACGCGGCUCGGUGACAAUAAUAUGCGAUUGUUAUUGUUCUGCGCGCACGGCGUUCAGCGUUCUAAAAACGGUUCAAAACGAAAUGCGUAAACGACGGACCCGGCGCCAACAACAAGACGACGACGACGACGAAGAAGAAAACGACGACGGACACCACUGCCGCCGCCACCAAAAAUACGUAUGACGACGGUCCCACCACCGACGACGCGUGUAGUUGUCCGUUUGCUUGGCCGGACAUUUGGUUACCGCAUCCACUGCUAUCCAUCUGGUAGCCGGUUGUCGUCAGAGCACCGUAGUUAACGACCCUCAGUCUAAACAUUUCAUCGGCCGCUCACCUCAACUACUGCUCGAGCCACUGGUGAUACUUGUCCGGCUACGGUUUUUUAUUCGCCUACAAGUACGUGCGAUUCGCCAUUACUGAGGAACUUCACUUAGAAACGGGUAUAUGACAUAAUAUGAAAUGAAUAAAAUGGAGGACAGAAAAAGGACAAUUCUUUCUUCUGGAAAUUCCAACACAUCAUUAACUCCUGUUAAACUUCAGAAACUUAAAGAAAAUGAUAAGAUUACUAGUGAAUAUGAUAAUGUUUGGAGUAUUUCAAAAGUAACUAGAGGAGCUAGUGCAAAGAGUUCAGGUUCAAAAACAGUGAUGAAACAUGCUUUACGACAACAGGCUAAACGAAGGCGCAAAAAUACUACUAUUGCGGCUGGAAAUGUAGCUCCUCUUCCAAGAAUUAUACUUCCCUCUAAUCAGAUAAACACCAUUGAAGAUGAAUCUCGAGUACCUACAAUGUUAGAAGUGUUAUCAUCUAUUCCAGGAUUUAGUUUGGUAAAACCACGUAAACGCCCUGGAUCUAAACGAUUGUCGGCUGCUGCUCAAUUGCAGCAAGCAAAGGCUGAAGGUUGUGUUGAUUUAGAAACACCAGAUUCUGUUCUUGCACAAGUUAAUUUAAGAUCACUUUUGAAUAAACAAACGUUUUCAAUGCUACCCCGUCUCUAUCAACAUAAACUAGUACAAAUGUUACCACAUGUUGAUCGGGAAAGUUUAAGUGAUACUCAAUCUGAUUUCAGGCCAUUAUUAAACUCAUCUGUUUUAAAUAAUGAGUUCUUUGCUCAAGCUUGUCUUGAAUGGACUGAUAGACUAUCAGAAGGGGAAUUUACACCUGAAAAUCAGCAAAAAAUGAAAAUGGAUAUUGAUCGUGAAAAAAGUAAACUAGAUCCAUUUAAAUUAAAGUAUUUUGAACCUAUCUGGGGUGAAAAUAGACUAUCAAAUUCAAAUGCUGCUGUUUCGGACUGGCGUAAUCCUAAGCAUAAAAAAACCGAAACUAUCACUGUUUCAGUAAACACACCACCUGUUAAUACUGUUACUAAGGAUGUAACAAUACAUGCCAUAACAGCAACAACAAAAGAGACCACAACAACGACAACUACGAUUACUACAACAACAGCAACAAACGCAACAACAACAUUACCAUCUACAUGUUCAUCAUCUGAUGAUAUUAAAAGUGAAGAUAAACAAUUAGAAUUACCAUGGGAUUCUGUUGAUUCCACGACAGAUUCUACAAUAAAACCAUUAAUAGAGGAUGUGGUUGUACCAAAAUGUGAAGACAUUGCAAUAGAUAUUCCAUUGAAAGAUGAAUUUAUAAGUGAUAUUGAUAAAAUUGAUGAUGUUAAUUUGGAUGAAACAUCAGUAAUUAAAAACUGGUCUUCGUUAAUGAAUGAUGAUCUGGAAACAUUAAUUCCAGAAUAUGAUUGUGUUUCUACUUCAAAAGUAAAAGAACAAAGUGAAAGUGAAGUCCAACUGGAGUUAGAAGUUACUUUAACUCCAAAAAUAGAUGAUGUAAACUCAACAACUAAUCAAAUUCCGCCAAAUGAGCCAAACGAGCCAAAUGAGCCAAAUGAGCCAAAUGAGCCAAAUGAUAAUAAUAUAAAUAUGAAUAUUAUUCAAGAACUUCCAAAAGCCAUUUCUCCGCCUGUGGUGGUUCGAAUGCCUAGUGUUAUUCAACCUCUUGUUAUUAGUUCUUCUAACAGUUCACCGUUACCCAGUACACCGUCUUUAUCGAUAUCUCCACUACUUCAAUCUCCUCUAGAGUCUAAUAUCCCUAAUGAUUUUUCAUUUAUCAACACAAUAUCUAAUAUUUCAUCAGCUCCUUCUGAUCGUCCAGUUCACAAUACAUAUGUGUCAUCAAUCAAAUCACAAGUGAGUUCAAGUAGUGGCGGAUCAAGUAGAACUAGUGGUAGAUCAUCAUUGAAGCAACCACCCGGUGCUAUUAAUUUAGAAAGAAGUUACCAAAUAUGUCAAGCCGUUAUACAAAAUAGUCCUAAUCGUAAUCAACUUAGGUGUCAACUGAAACCACCACCAGCAGUAUUAAUUGGCAAAAGCUCUAUUUUACGAAAUGGACCUAAACCAAUAAGGAACAUAAAUAUCACUAACAGUUCACAACCUCUGGUUGUUAGACAUGUAUUUGCAUCUUCUCGUGGCAUUCCAGUUACAAUGUCUGUUGGACCACCGUAUACAUCUGAUCAACAACAACUAACUGAAAAACAAAUGGGGCAGUAUCUGUUGGUCCAAAGAUCUGGUGGAAUAACAGGUAUACGCCGAUCAUCUAGUGCUCCACCGACCAAUAACAAAAUAGCGCCAAUUUUAAAUGGUGGAAGACCAGCAAGUGUAGGUAUACAAGUAUCUACCUAUGGUCAGUCACAGCAAACAAAUGAUUGUUCGUGUAGUCUUAACGCUAUGGUAGUAUGUAAGAAAUGUGGAGCAUUUUGUCAUGACGAUUGCAUUGGCCCAUCCAAACUUUGUGUUACGUGUCUUAUUCGAUAAUAAAGCUCAAAGUUUGAUACUAAAAAUAUUAUCAUAAAAUGUAACACAAACUAAAUUUUGAUCAGGUUUUUCACAAAUUUAUGAAGUUUUUAGUUAAAAAAUUAUUAUUUUUAUUAAUUGACUUAUUGCCUAUAUUUAAUUUGUUUUAUUUUAUUUUUUCAAACCCUCAGUCCUAAUUAUAUUGUUAUAUAUAUGUAUAAGUUGGUCCUUUUAAAGCUAAAGUAUUGACAAACAUUAUCGAUAAAUACUAAUUCAUACCUUACUUAAUUGUUCACUCUCAUUGACCAAAAAAACCCCUAUUACACAAAAGCAAAUAUAAAUAAGAUUAAAAUUAAUUAUUUAUUUAUUAAAAUAAAUUUAAAAAAAAAUUAAAACAAAAUGUACAUAGAUUUUACUCCCACCCUAAAGAUAAUCAUGUGUACUUAUAAGGUAAUUUUUAAACAUCUGUUAUGUAUUUUUAAACUUUUAAGUUAAAUCAUUACUCAUAAUAGAUAAUAACCAUAGAUACAAAUCAAACAAUUUCUCAUUAAUAAUGUGAACAAUUUGCAUAGUUGUUCUUAUCAUAUUAUUUAUAAUAAUAAUUAGCUCAUGGAAAUAUGUUAGGUAUAUAAAAUAAUAAUACUUUAUAAACAAUAAAAAUAAAAGUUAAUGCAUCAUUAUGGUUGAGUUUUCUAGAAAGUUAAUCUUUAACUUAUUAAAUUAAUUUAGUUUUGUUUUCAGAAUGUAAAUACCUACAAUAAUAAUAUAAAAAUUACCUUGUAUAAGUAUAGCAUUUUAAUUAUUAAACAUUUAACUAAAGCAUUUUAUACAAUUCCAAUAGUUAAAAUAUUUCCCGAAUAUUUAUUCAGAUGUCCUUACUUAUUAAUAUUGUUAUGUAUUAAAAUUUAUAAUAACUUAUCACUAGUACAUUAUUUAUAACUAUAUUUGUUUUUCAUCUGUCUUAAAUAUUAUUCUGAUAAUUAAUAAAACAAAGACUCCAUGUCUUAUAUGACUUUGUUAUUAAUACAAUUAUAUUUAAUUUUUAAGUUGUCAAUCUCAAAUUUUCCAAGUUUUUUUUAAUAAAUUUGAUAAUAUAUAUAUUUAUAUAUAUUUUUUUUAUUAAAGUUUUAUUGGUUAUAACUGAAAACAUUUAUAAGUUAAGAGCUUAAUUAAAACUUGUGUGGUGUACAAGACUAUGUUUUUAGAUUUUUGUCAGUUAUGUGAUAAUAUAGAGUAUUUAGAAAUGUUCUCGUUUCUUCUCUAAAGCUCAAAAAUAUAAUGUCAAUAGAAUUGUUCUUUAAAAAUGUGUAUAUUUAAAAUGGAUUUAUUAUAGUUAAAAAAUUGCACCCUCCCCACCACCAUAAUCCAACAUAAAUAAUCAAAUUACAAUGACUGUCUUAGUUAUUAUAUUGAAUAAUUCCAUAUUAUCUUAUGUGCCUAUAUAUUAUACAUGUUUUCACAUUCAGAUUACCAGCUUUUCUUUAUUUCAAUUAUUGAAAUCUAGCAUGUAUUAAUAAUAUGUAAAUAGCAAUACCUAGAAAUCGUAUUGGUUUACAUCUGUAUAAAAUAUACAAAUAUAUAUUACAUUAAAAGUUAAGAUGUAAUUUUACUUGUCACAUGUCUUCAACAUUAUAAACAUUAGGUAAUAUUUACCAUCAAUUAUCUAAGUACUAACCAGUAAUGAGUAUAAGUAUAUUGAAAUUAAAUGAUCUGUUAUAAACUAUCCAAGUCCCAAGCAUUAUAAAAUUAACUUUAAUUUGCAUAAUUAUUUCGGUGAUGGAAUUGUGUUAUCUUAAUAUAUCCUUUUUUGUUUGGAUUUUAAUGGCAUUAGUGCAACAAUGUUAAAACCCAUUUUACUAUUCUUAUGUAAUUGUUAAUAAAUUGUAGUGUAAUGUAUGUAUUCUAUAUGGAAACAUGUGCUUAACUAUUACAAUGAUACUUGAGCAUAAAUUGUCAAAAACAGAAUACCGAAAAAAAACAUAACUGUCAUUAUAUUAAUGUUUUAUUUUUUGUAAUUUCCCUCUUAAAAUAACUAUAUAUUUUAUUAGUAAUGGGUAUAUGAUAAGAAAACAAAAAUCCAAACUGAUAUUAAGUACUCCAUAUUUGAUAACAUUUUUGUUAAGUUUUUGUUUUUUUAUUUAUUUACUUUUUUUAUGAUUUUUAAAUGUGUCCUAAUUUAAAAAAAAUUAAGUAAACAAUUAUAUAAUAAAAUGUAUUGGAUAUAGUGAUAUUCUUUAUAUUUUUCUUUAAUAUUAUUUCCUCAUAUUAUUAUAUUAUUUGUGUAUCAUUUAUAAAUGUAUAUUGUACACACAUAUUUAAAAAACCAUUUAUUUUUCAGAAAAAAAAUGUUGAAUACAAAUUUUAUUUGUUGAUUAUUAUUUUUUUUUUUCAUCUGAUAUAAAUAAGAUAUUUGAUGUUAUAAAAUAAAAAUAUAUAUGAUGUUUUUUUUUAUUUAGUUUUAUAAAAAUACCUACUAGAUACUAAAAAAUUCAGCAUUUAUUUAGGUUAAAAUUAAACUGUACAUAAAUAUAUUGAUUCUCAUUCUGUUUAUGCUACUUUAAUAAUAUUGUUAAUUUACUUUAUUAUGAAUAGGAAUAAUAUACGAUUAUUAAGUGUAUUGAAUUUGUGUUGAAUUAUUUGUCUAAAAUAUUUAUGUUCUAAUGAUCUUAUUGCAUAAUAUUAUGAAGAAUAAUUGGUCAAAUUGUUAUUUUUUAUUCAUAAUAAUGGUUGCAACACUUGAACUUACUGGCUCAUUGGACAAAAUCAAUGGACAAAACAUGGAUUUUGCUGAAAAUUUUUAUAUUUUAAUAUUGAUGUUGUUUCAACUAUAUAUACAUUUUAUUAUAUAAUUGUAUUACUAAUGAAUAAUAUUAUCGGGGAUUCUAUGUAACUGUGUACAGUAAAUAGGUUUGUACAACAGACCUAUUUUUUUAACCUAAAAUUAAAUAUUUCUAUACAAUACUUGCUUAAUUCAUUGAUACAAUAUUGGCUUUGCUAAUAAUUCUUGUAUAAUCUUUUUUUGUCAAAAUGUGUAUGUCUUAAAUCUAUGUGAAUUGAGUUAAUGAAUAAAAUAAAAACAUUCAAAGGUAUGCAACCUGAAAUAAUAUAUUGUAUAAGGUGAGACAGUGAAUAAUAAAGUUUUUGAAAUAAAUAUUUUAAACAGUA